Messenger RNA from Macrobrachium nipponense, 864 nucleotides. RefSeq lists its product as uncharacterized. The coding region runs from base 1 to 864 and encodes 287 amino acids. The record is from RefSeq and is a predicted model, not a curated record. NCBI's taxonomy places the organism in Eukaryota, Metazoa, Arthropoda, Malacostraca, Decapoda, Palaemonidae. The transcript has a single exon.
AUGGUGUCAAGAUUACUGACACUCAUAUGGUCUGACAGUAAAGCUGCCCUACACUGGAUUCAGAACAACAAAUCGAAAAACGUCUAUGUCCGCAACAGGGUGAAUAAGAUAAGUCAGGUCACUGAAGUGAGGUACCUCUAUGUACCUGGUGAAGAAAACCCAGCAGACCUUGUCUCUAGAGGAAUUUCCAUGCGGCAGUUUAAGAAAAGUCAGAUUUGGUUCCAUGGCCCAAGUUGGCUCCCAAACCCAGAGAUGUGGCCAGAGCAGACAGAAGUAUCUACAUGCCACCCACCUGAAACACCUGAAGAAGUUUUAACUACAGUUGUUAGUGAAGAAGCUACUUGUCCCAUGGAGAUCCGUAGGUUCGCUUCCCUUCCUAAACUUAUAAAUGUCACCAAGUUAGUAAUUAAGUUCUCUAGGCUCCUUAAACGUACCAUUGGGAGUCGUAAAACUAAGAACUCAGAACCUGUAAACUCUGAAAAUGUCGAAGUACCGAACUCAGAAGCAUUUCGAAUCAUUAUUGGCUUCACACAGAGUCAGUACUUCCCAGAGGAGAUGUCAUACCUCAACAAGAAUUCCCACAAAAUUCCAACCAGAGUUAAAUGCCUAGGCUUGUUCCUGGAUGAGAGCGGACUUUUGAGAUGCACUGGGAGACUACAAAAUGUGGACCACCUUCCAUAUAGCAGUAAAUUUCCUCUGCUUUUACCUCCUAAUUCUCCUUUGACUGGACUUAUAGUCAUUCAAGCACAUGAAAAGGUUCUUCAUGCAGACGUUCAAGACAAUUUGCAAGGUGAGAGAAGAAUACUGGAUACCAAGACUGAGACAGUGUUUCAAGAAGAUGAAAACAAAGUGUCACCUAUUUAA